CAGAACUCUUCAAUGAUUAGUGAAAGGAGGUUCAAAAGUGAAAUAAAGAAUGGCGGGGUCAGUGGAAACAAUAUUGUCCAAACUUUUGGAGCCGAAUAACACUGUUAUUCAAGAGGCUACCAAACAGCUGAAAGAAAUAUUUAAAGAUCCAAGUAUUCUGCCAGCAUUAUGUCAAGUCUUGGGAACCUCUACGGUACCUCAGAUUCGACAAUAUUCUGCUGUCCUCAUCAGAAGAAAAAUACAGAAAAAAAACCAUUGGAAUUCUUUAUCAGAUGAUAUGAAAAAUAGUAUUCGAGGAAAUAUUUUACAGCUACUAGUUCAAGAACCAGAUAAGAAUGUUAGAACUGCUAUAGGUACGAUAGUUGGCACAGUAGCUAAACAUGAUCUACCUGAAAAUCAAUGGCCAGCUUUAUUUGAAUUUAUCACAACUCAAGUUAAAAGUCCUGAAGUUAAACAAGUAGAGCUAGGAAUGUUUGUAUUGUACACAGUAUCAUCCGAUGCUGGGGAGCAGUUAAAACCUCAUCUUAUACCAGUCAUGCAAAUAUUAGUAGAAACGGUUAAAAAUAACCAGAGUAAAGCUAUUCCUUAUUAUUCUAUUAGAACAAUGAGUGAAUUGGUAUAUUUAGUUGGAAUGGAUGAAUACAAAUUUAUUCAAGAAAGUAUUCCACAGAUUUUACUGGUUAUUCAAGAAUUAAUCAAGGUUGAUGAGGAUGAAGCUUGUGAAUGUAUGGAGUUAUUUGAUGAAUUAUUGGAAUCUGAAGUGGCUGUUCUUGUACCACAUGUUAAAACUGUCGUAGAAUUCUGUCUACAGGUAGCUGCUCAAUCUAGUCUUGGAGACGCUGUUCGUGUUAAAGCUAUGUCUUUUAUUAGCUCGCUUACAAGAAUGAAGAAAAACGCAAUACUCAAACAUAAGCUGGUGGAUCCAAUUCUUCAAGUUAUAUUUCCUAUUCUAUGUGCUAAUGAAGAUGAAGAUGAUGAUGAGGAUAUAGAAGAAAUAGAAUCUCAUACACCUGUGCAAUACGUACCACAGGUUUUAGAUACCAUGUCCUUACAUUUACCUCCCAAGAAAUUUAUUCCUAAUCUAAUGCCAUUAAUAGAAGGAGCAUUAGCCAAUGAAAAUCCUUGUCACAGAAAGGCUGGUUAUAUUGCGAUGGCUGUAAUUGUUGAGGGCUGUGCUGAUCAUAUCAUGAACAAACAUUUAAAAGCUGUAUUACACUGUGUUUGUAAAGGACUCAACGAUUCUGAUAAUACUGUUCGAAACGCUGCUCUUUUCGCUUUGGGGCAAUUUUCAGAACAUUUACAGCCUAAUAUCAGUAAAUUUGCAUCAGAGUUACUGCCCCUAUUGUUUCAAUAUCUGGGUCAAAUUAGUCAAGAACCAGAUAAGAAUCCUAAAGGGCUGACAAAGAUUUAUUAUGCACUGGAAGUUUUCUGUGAAAAUUUAGAGAAAGAAAUCUUGCCAUAUCUUCCCCCACUAAUGGACCAUUUACUUGCUGUGUUGAAAUCCGAUCAUAUUCGAUCUAAAGAAUUAGCUAUUUCUGCUAUUGGUGCUACAGCUACUGCAGCUAAAGAUGCCAUGAAACCAUAUUUUAAUGAGAUAAUUGAACAAUUAAAAAGUUACUUGAUUGCCAGGAAUUCAGAAGAAAUGAAAAAAUUACAGCUUCAAACAAUAGAUACAUUGGGUAUUUUAGCUAGAAAUUGUGGUAGUGACAUAUUUCAACCAUUAGCUAAAGAAUGUUUACAACUUGGUUUAAAUUUACUAGAGGCUGCAGAUGAUCCUGAUUUACGUAGAUGUGUUUAUUCUCUUUUUGCCGCUAUUUCUAAUCUGUUGAAGACGGAAAUGAGCGAAUACUUAGAAAAGAUCGUAAACUACAUGUUACUAUCGAUCAAGUCUAAAGAAGGUGUAACUACCCAUUUUAAAGAAGACACUGAUGCUAUAGCUGUGUUUAAUGAAGAUGAUUUAAUAGAUGAAGAAGAUAUCGGGGAUGAGGAUUCAGAUGAUGACGAGGGUCAAAUAGAAGGUGUUACAGUAGAGAAUGCUUAUUUAGAUGAAAAAGAAGAUGCUGUCUGUUCAUUGGGAGAAAUAGCUGAAAAUGUUGGUGCACCAUUCAUGCCAUUCCUAGAACAGAGUUACACACAAAUAUUUGAUUUAUUAGAUUAUCCAGCAGAAGGCAUAAAGAAAGUGACUAUAGCCUCUCUCUCCCAGUUCUGUAUUUGUGUCUAUAGAGUCUGUAUAGAAACGGGUCUAGAUCAGACAGCUUUAAAGACUAUGUUAAAUGCUAUAAUACCACGAUUCUUAGAGAUUAUCCAAUCCGAUAUUGAUAGAACUGUGGUGAUGUCAGCUGUUGAUUCAAUCGAGGAAUUAUUGACUAAAAUAGGUCAACCAGUAUUAGAAAUGACCGGGGCAACGAAUCCUAUACUUACAGCCAUGAAAAAAAUAUUUACACAUAAGGUGGCGUGUCAAGAUGAUGAAGAUGAAGAUGAUGAUCAACAAGCCGAGUAUGAUGCCAUGUUGAUAGAAUCAGCAGGAGAUGUUUUACCUACGAUGGCUAAACUUGUCGGUGGUUCAGAAUUCCUACCAUUCUUCAGAAGUUUCCUCACAGAUUUGCUCAAAAGAUUGAAAGCUACAAGUUCCGUCCCAGAAAAAUCUUUUGCUGUAGGAACAUUAGCAGAGGUUGUGCAAGCAUGUGGAGCUGCCUCGGCAGAAUUUGUCGAUACUCUUUAUCCGUUAUUUAUGAAACAUAUACAAGAUGAAGAUGAGGAAGUGAAGAGUAACGCUGUUUUUGCUGUGGGCGUUUUAGCUCAAUAUGGUGGUGAAAAGCUCCAUAGUAAAUUCCCUGUGAUAUUAAAGACGUUAUUUGAUUUGGUGUCUGGUGACGAAGAUAAUCCAAGAGUUUUAGAUAAUGUUUGUGCUGCCAUCUGUCGGCUUAUUUUGACCAAUAGUAGUUGUAUUCCAUUUGACAAGGUGAUACCCGCCAUUGUAAGUUUUCUACCAUUAAAAGAAGACUAUGAAGAGAAUCACACAGUAUAUCACUGUUUAAUACAGUUAUAUAGUAACGGUAAUCAACAGGUGAUACAAUGUACACCACAGUUGUUAAGUUCUAUAGCUAUGGUUGUAGGUACAGACCAAAUUAAACCAGAAACCCACACUAUAUUGGUGCACUUCGCUAAACACAUCAACGAAAAAUACCCGGAAGAAUUUCAGAAGGUCAAGGCAACAUUACCAAACGACCUGAGCUCAAAACUCGACAAUUGUGUAUCCAUGGUGAAUGGGUCUUGAAUGUCAAGUCUGUAAAAGUUUAUCAGAAAGACUGGUAUAUUUUUCAUUCCGUGACGUGAAAUACAGAACUAAUUUUAUGCAUUUUAUCUUUCGCUGAUGCAAGUCUUUCUGAAUAACAUGAAUACUUAUUUCUACUCCAUUUAGACAUUUCCAGAGUUUUGGAGACCAUAUUAAUGUACAUUUCUAAAAUCUCUGAUGACCAACCUGUAACCCCAAAUGUUUUGUCUGGGUACUUGGGUUUCCUCCCACUUCUAAAAACAUCUCCGUGUAACAGGAUGAUUCUUAAAAUAGCCUGAUACGUUUUGAGCGUGAGUUAUUCACAGUAAAAAACUGCUACUAGUUAUUCAGAAAGAUAUUAAUAUGCUUCAUGCACAACUUUUAUACAUUGUUAAAAAGCUGCUGAUUGAUUGGUUGUUGUUUUGUAUAUUGUUAAAAGGCUGCUGAUUGGUUGGUUGUUGUAAAACUAUUUUAUUUCUCGGACAGUAUUAUUAUUAUAAUUAGAUUAAUAUUCAAACUUAUAUAUUUAUUAUUAAGUCUAAGAUAUUUUUGUAAAAAUGAAACUUACAUUAAGAAAUGGCCAGAUAUUUUCGACAAAGUUGAUGAAUUAUAAAUGUUUUUUUUGUCAUGCCUGUUUACUACGUGUUUCUGUUAUAGGACUAUACAAAUCAAGACAAUUAAACGCAGCCUUCCCAGAAAUAUUUUUCUGACUCAAAGGCUUGAUGCAUCAUUUGCAUUUUUGCUAAAAUAUCAAUUUUUCAUGACUUAAUACAUGCUAAAUAUAGACUCAGAUUGAUUAUUUAAAGAUACAUUAUGGGAGAUUAGAUAAAGAUCUGGCAGUUCUCACUACAAUAGUUAAAAACUAGAUAAUGUUAAGGGAAUUUGCUGAAAAUUUCAGUGAAAUUGAUCCACUCUGAACUGAGAAUUUAGCGAUUGAAUUUUCGGCCUAACCUUGAUCAUCAUUACUAAGUCAAUACGAUAAAAACAUAGUCUCGAUUAUCCAUUUCAUGAUUAAAUCAUGAAUGAAAGUUGAGCAGCAAAUCGUAUCAUAAUCCAGUAAAUAUCUGGAUAGGUUAAUUAAUGUCUAAUUAAUAUUUUAUAUAUAAAAUUUCAGGCCUAAAGAAAGACCUGAAAAUGGCAGAUUUAGCUCUUGCAUAAUGUAUGUUUAAAGCACUAGAUAAUGUCUCUGCUUGGAUUCAAUCUGAUUUGAAGUAGGACCAUCAGAUUUCUCCGCUGCCAAUAAAAGACAGCAACGUAGAUCGAUGAAAUUUCAAUUUAUCAGAACUGAUAUUUUCCUUUCAGAGAGAAUAAAAACUUUGAUAAUAUUGUAGUUUGCAUCAAGCCUUUAAACAAGAAGGGGGGUCACGUUGGCUAAGUGGGUAAGACGGUGGCUAAGUGGGUAAGACGCUGGCUCGCUAGCCUGGAGGUCGGGUGUCCGAUCCCUGCAUUGGCCGAGAAAGUUCAUACAGAUUCUCUGGCGUGGUUCCUCUCCUUGUCAGUGAUGCAGGACGGAGGGCCUGACAAGGAAAGCUUUCUAGUUGUUCAGAUUGGACGAAAAACAGAGGUCCUGUGUACACAUUGGCGUGGCAGUUGGAAUUUGAUAUAAGAGUAGGCUGUCUGGGCAAACUUUCUUAAAAGUUUUAUCCUAGUCCUGUACAAGAUAAUUUUAUGUGGAAGUAGUCCUUUAAAAACCUUUAUUCUAGUCAUGUACUACAAUCAGAAACUCUGUGGUAUGAUAAUUCUGUGUGGAAGCAGUCCCUUAAAAACCAGCCCACGAUACAUUCACUUGAUUUGAUAAUACUGUUGUUGUUUGUUGCUUCCAAUGUCCGUGGUUGUUGUGUGUCUUUACCUCGGUUUUUGUAGUAUGAGUUUCUGUUUAUGUAUGUAUAGUUCAGUUCUUUCUACACUUUGACCACACCAAUGUCCAUUUGUUGUGUGUCUUGUCCUCUGUUUUUGUAGUAUGAGUUUCUGUUUUUGUACGUAUAGUUCAGUUCUUUCUGCCCUUUGACCACACCAAUGUCCGUUCAGUUCUUUCUGCCCUUUGACCUAUUAGAAUUUUUGUUCUUCGGAACACCUACUAAAAAUUCUGCUAGCAGUUUCUUUAGGAAAAAAGGAGGGGAGGGCCAGGCAUGGACAUCUGUCUAGUCGUUCGGAUGCGACGAAAAACCAAGGUCCCGUGUACACAUUGGCGUGGCAGUUGGAAUUUGAUAUAAGAGUAGGCUGUCAGAUGGCAUACGCCCGUCUUCAUUAGCCCAGUAGGAGGUUUAAACCCAUUUCAUUUCAUAAGCAAAAAGAAAUUGGUUGCUCGCCUCAAAAACGUUUACUUCCAAAUGGCCAAGUUUUGAAAUUUUAAAAACUCUGCGUAUAAGAAUUGAGGGGGGGGGGGUAUUUAUUGAUCAAAACUCUGCAGAACUAAAAUUGAAUUGGUCUGUUGAAGGGCCAUUAUGGGAGAUUAGAUAAAAGAGCUGACAGUUCUCGCUAUAAUAGUUAAACAAUAUAAAGAGAAUAUGCUGAAAAUUUCAGUCAAAUUACUUCACGCUGAGCCCAGAAAACGGAAUUAUAAUAUGUAACAGUGUAGCCUUGAUUAUCAUUGUUACUGCUGUUAUGAUAAUAGUUAAUAAACAAAGUAUCGGUUAUCCAUUUUUACGGUUAAUCAUGAACAACCUUUCCAUCGCAGAUUGGAUUCAAAUCUGGUUAACAUUGUAUCCAUCAGAUGGCUUCGAGGGUGGAUUAUGGUCUUUUCAUGUUAAUAAAUGUCUAAUUAGUAGUUUAUAUAAAGACCUGCAAUAGGCAGAUUUAGCUCUUGCACAAUGUAUGUUUAAGUAAUAUAAGAAUUUAAUGAGGUUAGUUUUCGUUUAUAAUGCACAUAGACCAAUAGAAGAUUGUUUAUCUUUUGUUAUGCUGUUAUUUUACUAGAAUUAAAUUGAUGUAUUGGAUAUUGUUAAGUUUUUUAUGCAUCUUAAGUUAUUUUAUUUAAAUCAGAGAUCAAUGUUGCUAUGUGCCUUUAAAACGCUCACAAAUAAUAUGAAUACAUGUCGUCAUUGCUAGUGUCGGUAAUCAUUGCCUUAGAGUUACUGCCCUUGGCACAGUCAAAAUAUGUCAGACAUCUUGCGAACACAUUUAAGUUUAUGUAAUUUAUGUAAGUUUUUGAAGAGUGUAAACUUAAAUAUUCUUCAAUUAUUAAUUAUUCUUAUUAUUAUAAAACAGUUAUUUAGCGCAAUCUUACACAUGCAUGUUCAAGGGCAGAUCUAGUGGGGGUACUCUCAGUGCAGGGCCCCUCUCCUCCCCCCCUCCCCCCUUGUCGAUCCAGGCAGUGUUUUAGAACCUGAUUCUUGUCUCAGAUCACUGGAAAUGGCAUUUUCGGGGCUCCAGUUUUCGAAAUUGUCCGGGGGAGGCCACAUGUCGGUGCCACUGUUGUGUGCAUUUCCGGGGUUCCAAUUUUCAAAAUUGUCCAGGGGAGGCCACAUGUCGGUGCCCCUUUUGCGUGCUUUGCCCCCAACCCCUGUCCAUGGUCUCAGGAUCAGUCCUUGCAUGUUCUGGUGCACUUUACGAUACAUUUUGAAAACAUAAAUUUAAAUAUGUAUAAAAAUACGACCAGUUCUUGGAUUGCUCUGAAACUAAUGCUCCUUAGAUCGCCUUAAACCAACACGUCAAUGUUUGUGGCCUCCACAAGAACUAGUCAAUGGUCCUACAUUAUGGAGAGCUAUUCACAUAACUCGGAUGAUCUAAGGAAUUUCGAAUCGUUUCAGGGCUUUCCAGGGAUAUACUGAUAUAAAAUGCAUCACUAGAUUUUUUUCAAGAAACCUCUAUGGUCAAUAUUUAUCAAACUAUUUAUCAUGGAAUAACAAUUACUGGUUUACUAAAGAUAUAUUAUGUAAGAUUUAGAUAAAGAGCUGACCAUUCUUGCUAUAAUGGUCCCGUGUACACAUUGGCGUGCACGUAAAAGAUCCCUUGACAGUUGGAAUUCGAUAUAAGAGUAGGCCGUAGUGCCGCUGUCCGGGCAAAAUUUCCCUCAUAGCACACUGUAUGGCGUAUGCCCGUCUUCAUUAGCCCAGGUUAGGAGCAGAACAGUAGUACGUUAAACUCCAUUUCAUUUCAUUUCAUUUCUUGCUAUAAUAGUUCGAAAACAGAGAAUGCAAAAUAUGAAUACAUUGAAACUUUCAUUCAAAUUACUCUAUUGCGAGCAACAAUAUUAGCCUUUGAAGGUUUGACAAGAUGUGUGCACAGAUUGUAACCACCGUACUGGUUGUUCGAAGCUAAGACUCGCUUCUCCAAGUUUAAAUAGGACUGAACCGUUCUAAUCUAUUUAAUAUUGGCAUCAAGAGUUGAUUAAGGUCUUGUCAUUUUAAUACAUGUCUUAUUAAUAAUUUAGAUAACAUUUCAGGCGUAAUGAAAGACCUGCAAUAGGCAGAUUUAACUCUUACAUAAAAUAUGUUGAACAUGCAACGUUUCAACGAUGAUACUCUCCAUCAUUUGUUUGAUAAAACGAGAGAACCAUUGUAAAAACGUUGCAUGUUGUUAAUAAACCAGUAAUUAAAAAACACAACACAAUUUAUAUGGAAAUACAUAGCACAACGUUUCGACAAGUAUUCUCUUAUUGUUGUGCUUGAUAAGAAAAUACUUGUUGAAACGUCGUGUUAUGCCUAUAAAACAGUGAUUGUAUUUCCAUAUAAAUUGUGUUGUGCUUUUUAAUGUGUUCAAUUGCUAAAUGUGUAUUACUGUUCAAUUACUAAAUGACACUCAAAAAAAUAUUUAUAUAUACCCAUUUGAUACUGCUGCUAAAUGGGACGACCAUGACUGAAGUUAAGAUUCCGAUCAUCCAGAUCGGAUCAACCUCUGAUUCUUAUGGAAGGCGAUAUUAGCUGAUAUAAGGCUGAAGUUACCAUUCCAAAUCAACCCGAUCUGAUUCUUAUGGAAGGCGAUAUAAGCUAACAAUUUCCCUGGCUUUUGAUAUUGUCAUGUUGUUUGGCAACAUCAACCUGGUUUCACUUUUUUGGAAAAAAAUUCCUAAAUAAUUGUGUUUCUGUGUGCGUUGGCUUGAAAGUGAUGUUUUAAGCUUAAACUGUGAAAAGACAUAAUUAUUGAGUGCAUGAUAUUAUUAUUGUAUUUGGGCUCUUUGCUUGAAAAAAUAGAAAUAUUUUAAAAUUGA
Patella vulgata (common limpet) is the source of this 8423-nucleotide messenger RNA. Its product is annotated as importin-4. The record is from RefSeq and is a predicted model, not a curated record. Gene Ontology annotation, biological process: protein import into nucleus. Gene Ontology annotation, molecular function: small GTPase binding; nuclear import signal receptor activity. Gene Ontology annotation, cellular component: nucleus; cytoplasm. The transcript is spliced from 29 exons. The coding region runs from base 50 to 3277 and encodes 1075 amino acids. Lineage: Eukaryota; Metazoa; Mollusca; Gastropoda; Patellidae.